UGAAAGACUCCCUAGCUUCCGUGGUCGUGUGCACCAUUAGCCAUCAAAAAUAGCGCAGCACCACUAUGAUUUGUGGGCACAUUUGCCGGCCAACCCAUCCCAUGUAGACUCCAAUUUAUAUAUAUAUAUGUAUAUGUAUAUACUGUCUUUCUUUCUUCAGCUUUAAUUUCUCCAUUGAUCAUCACCACACCAAAUCUAAGAAGAAGAAGAAGAAGAAGAAGAAGAAGAUGCCUUGUCUUUAUAUCUCUACUAACGUCAACCUAGAUGGCCUUGACACUGACCCCCUCUUCUCUGCCGCCACAAAAGCCGUUGCAGAGAUCAUCGGACGACCAGAACAUCUGGUAAUGGUGAUACUCAAGGGAUCAUUAGCCAUAUCAUUUAAUGGGAACAAAGAGCCUGCAGCUUACGCGGAGAUAGUUUCAAUGGGUGGCAUUAACACAGAGGUGAAGAGGAAGUUGAUUUCUACUCUUGGUUCAAUUUUGCAAGCCAAACUGUCCAUUCCCACUGCAAGAUUCUUCCUCAAAGUUUAUGAUACGACAGCAGGGCAACCCACCCCCAAAUUAUGAUUCUGAAAGAGGGCAAAUUUAUUAAUAUUAAUGCCAUCAGAGUGUCAGGAAGCUGCUUCUUCUUCUUCUUAUUAUUAUAUUUUAAGAACUGAACUGAGUCAAGCAAUCUACUAUGAACGACUCGUACAAUAAAGAUUGUUCAAUUAAAUGUUGAUAAGAAAUUAAAUGCAAGAUAUCUUCUUGUGAAAA
This is a messenger RNA of Mangifera indica (mango), 755 nucleotides long. Its product is annotated as macrophage migration inhibitory factor homolog. Bases 228 to 566 code for a protein of 112 amino acids. The record is from RefSeq and is a predicted model, not a curated record. Gene Ontology annotation, molecular function: phenylpyruvate tautomerase activity. NCBI's taxonomy places the organism in Eukaryota, Viridiplantae, Streptophyta, Magnoliopsida, Sapindales, Anacardiaceae. The transcript is spliced from 3 exons.